Brassica napus (rape) is the source of this 2556-nucleotide messenger RNA. RefSeq names its product bZIP transcription factor 29-like. The record is from RefSeq and is a predicted model, not a curated record. The transcript has 4 exons. Gene Ontology annotation, molecular function: DNA-binding transcription factor activity. NCBI's taxonomy places the organism in Eukaryota, Viridiplantae, Streptophyta, Magnoliopsida, Brassicales, Brassicaceae. Gene Ontology annotation, cellular component: nucleus. Bases 1175 to 1630 code for a protein of 151 amino acids. Gene Ontology annotation, biological process: regulation of DNA-templated transcription.
UAACGAGAUAUCAAACACAUCAUAUACUUUUGAAUCGUCUUGCUUAUCAAGCACAUCAUUUACUCAUUUUGUACAUUAUAUUUUUCCACUUAAACUGUAGUUCAUGUGUUUAACAAUAUCAAUUAAGUUAUAUCAAUUUUUUUAAAAAAUGUUGAUGUCAUUAAUUUUACGGUUUAAAAUUGUAGAAGAAUUUUCUAAAAAUACAUGGAGUAAUUUCUAUUUGUUAUAAUAAUAGAUAAACUACUUUGGCUUCCUGUUUAAGAACAACAUAUUUUUGAUACCCAAUAAACUUUAAAAAUCGAAAGUCUUACACUACCAAACAAACGACGUUUCAAGGAAUUUGUUAAAGCGAUUGACAUCGUCAGUUUGGCAGUGUAUUACUUCGAUAUCGGAAAAUAGGUUGUGUAUUAAACAGAACAAAAAUAGUUUAUGUAUUACAAGAAAUGGAAAUUUAGUUCAGAUAUUUUUAGGGAAUUUUACCUUUCAAAAUCACCAGAUCUCGUUAAACAUUCUCAAUCUUGUGAUCAGUAACGGUUUUCUCAACUUAAAUUUAUUUAUUAGAUAAGAAAAAUAUUCAUAAAUACAUACAAAAUAAUAAAACAACAAAUUAUGUAAAUAAAAUGAUGAGAAAAACGACCAAUGUAAUUCUUGCCAUCUUUAAAUCUUUGUCACAUUAUGAACACUAAUUCUAUGUGUUGUAUUACAUCGUCUUUGUUGCAAUUUAGAUUUUAUAUAUAUUCUUCAGGUUUAGAAUCCAGGGGCAUUUUCUUCAUUUUACGGUUGAUCUUAAUUCGUAAUAUAACUUUUUGGCCAAACACACUUAGCAGUGAAUGACACUUGUAAAAAACUUUAAAUGUGAUGAUGACAAAAACAUAUAUUUUCAUCUUGACCAAUACAAGAUUCCUAACUAGUCUCUUUUGUCUUUUUUCUAUGAUGACAAAAACAUAUAUUUUCAUCUUGACCAACACAAGAUUCCUAACUAGUCUCUUUUGUCUUUUUUUUCCUAUCUUUUCGGAAAUGAACAGAAACCGUAAAUAUAAAUACCUAGCUCGUGCAAGUAUCAUGCAACAAAAGCAUUUUCGAAAGCCAUAAACUAUUUGAGGUGUAAUCUCCUCUUCCUAGCUCUGGUAUAUUCUUUUCAUUUUCGAUUGCCGCCUCUGACGAACUGAAAGAGAUGGCAGAAUCUGAUCCUAAGCAUCUCAAAAUAACCUUGUCGAACCGGGAAUCAGCUGCACGUUCAAAGGCGAAGAAGGCGCUGCACGAGUCCGAGUUGGAAGACAAAGUCGAGACACUUGAGACUCAGAUUGAUAUAUUGACUGCCGAGCUCAAGCUUGAGAAGAGAGGAAGAAUGACGGCGGAUGACGAGUGCGUGCAAUUUAGGAUUCGUCUUCAUGCAGGGGAGGCGCAUGCACGACUUCGUGAAGACUUGAUCCAACAAUUGAAUGGAGAAGUUCGUCGGCUAAUAGAAGAGGCGAGUGUGCAGAGAGAAGAGAUGAGUAGGCUAAGAGAAGAGGUGAGCGAAUACCGGAGGAGGGAAAGUGAGAGAAUGAACGCAAACAUGUUGGAUCAACUCAACAUCAACCAGCAGUUUCAAGAGAAGCCGCAGCAGACAAAUUAUAAUUUCGAAUGAAGAAUUGCAUCAUGAUGAUCAUGGAUCCAAGGAAUUGGCAGCUUUGGUAUCCAGGAUUGAUUGAAGUAGUAUUAAUAUAUAUAUAUAUAUAGUUUAAAAAUAAAAGUUGUUUGAGUUUAUAUAUUAUAUGUGCAAGAGAGUCAUGCUAAGAUAUAAAAAAGAAUCAAUCCGAACUUCGGAAGGAUUUGAAAAGAAAUUCAGACAAAUGUGAUCUCUGUGUAAUGUCUUUUCUCAUCCAGUUGAAUAAAAAAAAGGAGUCUGUUUUAUAAUGGGAAUGUGCACUGUUUUUUUUUUGUCGUCUGCAUUGUAUAACUAUAAAAAAAACUAUAAUUUGACAAAUGACCAUAUAAAACUCAUGGCUACAGUAUUGUGUGUAUAUUAUGUAAGCUUACAAUUCAUAAACCAUUCAUUUUUAUCUCUUUCUUCUUUCUUUGUUUUUCCCCCAUCUAUUUCAUUUGAACUAUACUUUUUGUAUUUUUUUUUGGCAGCAAACGGCUAUUCUAUUACUCAAACUUGAGGUGGUCUGGCUAGACAGAUCGGAAAAGAACAACCAAUACUUUUUGUAUUAAUACAAUCAAAUCAAGAGAUUUUAUAUUUCUACAUAUACUAUAGUUUAAAAAAAUUCAAACCGAUCGACAUAUGUUUUUAAAAAAAAAAUCAAUAAAAUAAAAUUUUAACACAAAAGUUAAGUACUAUUCUAUAUCAAUAUUCUAGAAUAACAUAUAUUUAUAUAUUUUUUUUUUAUAAAAUGAUGAUAAAUUAUGUACUUUUAAAGUGAAACUAUGGUAUAUCAACGUCAUACAUGAUAUAAAUGUUUUUCGAAAAGAUAUAUAUUUUCAAAAAGAUAUAAUAUGUUUUUAACGUUAGAUAUAAAAUGUUUUAAAUGAAUUUUUAUUUCAUUCUAGACUAUAUGAUCACUAAACAUA